Molecule: messenger RNA, 1588 nt
Organism: Candidula unifasciata
Lineage: Eukaryota; Metazoa; Mollusca; Gastropoda; Stylommatophora; Geomitridae
Source: the annotation of a GenBank genome assembly
CGCAUGGUCACAAAGCUACUAUGAUGAAGACUCUGAGAGUGAGUUCACAAACCGACGUCGCCCAGCCCGCAGCAGUAGCGGCAGCUCUCAACAGUACGGGUCACAGGAUAGACCCCAGUAUGAUCGGCGCUGGUCUGGUGACGAACUUGGUUCGAAGAUCAAGAAGAAGGUGUGGGAUCAAACAAACCUGCCUCCACUAGAGAAGAAUUUUUAUGUUGAGCACCCGUCAGUUGCCCAGAAAACAGAGGCUGAAAUCAAUAGCUUCUACAAACAGCACAAUAUUAUUGUGAAGAGAGGACAGAGACCAAUUCCUGUGUCACAUUUCCAUGAAGCAAAUUUUCCAGAGGAGAUAAAUAAGCAGCUGGAGAAAAAUGGCUGGGCACAACCAACACCCAUACAGAGUCUAGGAUGGCCACUAGCUCUGUCUGGAAAAAACAUGGUGGGGAUAGCACAGACUGGCUCUGGAAAAACUUUAGGGUUUAUUCUGCCAGGUCUUGUACAUAUUAAAAACCAGGCAAGGAGUACAAAAGGAGAAGGACCAAUUGUACUGGUUAUUGCACCGACUCGAGAACUGGCCCAACAGAUCAAAAGUGUGGCCAUUGAGUACGGCCGGGUCCUUGGUAUCAAAUCCUGCUGUUUGUUUGGUGGCCAGUCAAAAUCUGUUCAGGCUUCGUAUAUUUCAGAAGGUCCAGAAAUAGUAGUGGCUACUCCAGGCCGCCUUCUUGACUUUAUGGACAUGGGCGUUAUCAAUCUCGACCGUACAUCAUAUGUUGUACUGGAUGAGGCAGAUCGUAUGUUGGAUAUGGGAUUUGAACCACAGAUAAGAAAAGCUCUACAGCCAUUAAGGCCUGAUCGGCAGAUGUUGAUGUGGAGUGCCACCUGGCCACAGGAUAUUCAACAGCUAGCUCACGAUUUCCUGGGAGAGUUCACACAGGUCAAUAUUGGUUCUGUGAACCUGAUGGCCAACCCCAACAUUCUACAGAAAGUUCAUGUUUGUGAGAGAAGGGAAAAACUUAAUUUAUUGAUAAAUGAACUAGAGCUGGCAAGUGCAGAUGGAAAGCAGAAGACUUUGAUAUUUGCCCAGACAAAGAUGCAGGCAGACUUCCUGACACAGAUGCUGCAGAAGAGAAUGUUCAAGGCAGUAGCAAUACACGGAGACAAGUCUCAGGUGGUGAGGGACAGGACUCUGCAGAGUUUUAAAAAGGGAGAAGUAGACAUUCUUGUGGCCACUGAUGUUGCAUCAAGAGGGCUAGAUGUCAACGAUAUCAAGCUUGUAAUCAACUAUGACUACCCAAACAACGCAGAUGAUUAUAUCCAUCGCAUUGGUAGGACUGGCAGAGCAUCGAAAACUGGCACAGCCGUGACAUUUGUCACCAGUGAGGAUACUGGGAAGAUGGGCGAAUUGAUCACAGUUUUAAAAGAUUCAAAACAAACAGUUCCACAGGAGUUGUUAGAAAUGGCUGAAAGGGAAUCCAGGUUUAACACGCGAGGUUUCUCAGAUCAGUACAGAAAGCCACAGAGAUCCGGCUAUUCAAAUGAAUACAGAAAGCCAUACAGACCAGAUUUUAACAGGAGGAACAGUUGGUAA